GUACAAUAAAAAACAGCAAGUGUCAUUACAGGCUUCACAGCUCAUCAAAUCCAGCCAUUAAUUAACAUUUUACGGAGUAUUAUUAUUGUCCACUGCUUCAUCACUUCUUCCUCUCAUCCUUGUUCCUCUUCUCUCUACUGUUUCUCUCUCCUCUAGUCCAGAGUAGUCUUAGCUGAAAAUAGCUUAGACUUCAGAAAUUGCAUACCAGCGGAAACCAGAUCCUCAUUGCGGACUCCAGGCUCACUCUGAAUUUUUGUGGGUGGUGGGUAACCGACACAAGAGGAAGGGAGAAACAUCAAAAUGUACGGUAGAGAUCCGUGGGGUGGUCCGUUGGAAAUCAACGCCGACUCAGCUACGGAUGACGAGCGGAGUCGGAAUUUACAGGACGUGGACAGGGCGGCGGUGUCGCGGUCGCUAGACGAGACGCAGCAGAGCUGGCUGCUCGGUCCUACGGAACAGAAGAAGAAGAAGAAGUACGUGGAUCUGGGGUGCAUAAUUGUGAGCAGGAAGGUGUUUAAGUGGACAGUGCUGAGCAUCUUAGCUGCCGGCCUUUUGGCCGGCUUUAUCACCUUGAUUGUCAAACUUGUGCCCCGCCACCAUCCCCACCCCCCACCUCCCGAUAACUACACCCUCGCUCUCCACAAGGCGCUCAUGUUCUUCAAUGCUCAGCGUUCUGGAAAACUACCAAAGCACAAUAAUGUAUCAUGGAGAGGCAAUUCAUGUAUGCAAGAUGGCAAGUCAGAAGAUAGUGCAUCACCAUUUAAGGAUUUGGUUGGUGGCUACUAUGAUGCUGGAGAUGCAAUCAAGUUUAAUUUCCCUCAAUCUUUUGCCAUGACCAUGUUGAGUUGGAGUGUAAUCGAAUACAAAGCAAAGUAUGAAGCUGCUGGUGAGCUGAACCAUGUUAAAGAAAUUAUCAAGUGGGGUACUGAUUAUCUACUCAAAACCUUCAAUUCUUCAGCCGAUACUAUUGAUCGGGUGGUAGCUCAGGUCGGAUCUGGGGAUACUUCAGGAGGGAGUACAACAUCAAAUGAUCAUUAUUGUUGGAUGCGGCCCGAAGACAUUGACUAUGAUCGUCCUGUGACCGUCUGCCACAGUUGCUCUGAUCUUGCGGCGGAUAUGGCUGCUGCUCUUGCAUCUGCAUCUAUUGUAUUCAAGGACAACAGAGCUUACUCACAGAAACUUGUUCAUGGUGCUCGGACUCUCUUCCAGUUUUCUAGGGACCAACGUGGCAGGUACAGUGUUGGAAAUGAAGCAUCAAUUUUCUAUAAUUCCACCAGCUACUGGGAUGAAUUUCUCUGGGGAUCAACCUGGCUGUAUUAUGCUACUGGAAAUUCUUCCUAUCUUCAACUUGCAACACAUCCAAAACUAGCUAGGCAUGCAGGUGCUUUUUGGGGUGGAAAAUAUUAUGGUGUUAUGAGUUGGGAUAGCAAGCUUGCUGGAGCUCAAAUCCUUCUGAGUCGUAUGCGGUUAUUUUUGAGUCCUGGAUAUCCGUAUGAAGAAAUUCUGAGUACAUUCCACAACCAGACAAGCAUAGUCAUGUGCUCCUAUUUGCCAUAUUUUAACUCUUUUAACAGAACCAAAGGAGGCUUGAUACAGCUUAACUAUGGGGCUCCUCAACCUCUUCAGUAUGUAGUAAAUGCAGCAUAUUUAGCUACCUUGUUUGCUGAUUACCUUGAGGCUGCCGAUACUCCUGGAUGGUACUGUGGACCCAAUUUCUACUCCAUUGAUGUCCUGCGUAAAUUUGCUCAAACACAGAUCGAGUAUAUCCUUGGGAAGAACCCGAAAAAGAUGAGCUACAUUGUUGGAUUUGGCAACCACUACCCAAAACAUGUUCACCAUCGCGGUGCAUCAAUACCUAAGAACAAGAUCAAGUACAAUUGUAAAGGAGGAUGGAAAUGGAGGAAUUCAAAGCAGCCAAAUCCUAAUAUCGUCGUUGGUGCCAUGGUCGCCGGUCCAGACAAACAUGAUGGUUUCCAGGAUGUCCGCACCAAUUACAAUUACACAGAGCCCACAAUAGCAGGCAAUGCGGGUUUAGUGGCUGCCCUUGUUGCUUUAUCUGGUGGGAAAAGUGUUGGAAUUGAUAAAAACACAAUGUUUUCUGCGGUGCCUCCAAUGUUCCCCACCCCGCCCCCUCCGCCAGCGCCUUGGAGGCCUUGAACAGCCAUCCUUGGUUUACAUCAAUGUCUCCUCUUUUCAUAUCUCUUCUGCAUAUUGACCUUUUUUGUUAUCACUAUUAUAGUGUUAUAUGAUUGAUUGAUUGAUACUGGAAUUCGACUCCAUUGCAUUUCAACAGCCAGUACCAAAUGUCGAUUGUAUAUUGGGUGCAUUUGAGUGCCCCAAUCAUGUUGUAUACAGGUAUAUCUAUGUAUAUUACAGUUAAGUGAUUUUUUUUGACACGUUAUUGUAAUUCAAAGUGUGACACUCAGUUCAUAAAUUAUCAUUGCAGCAACAUGGCGUGUUUACCAGUUGUGGAUACCGAAUUUUCAUCAACCUUUAUACGAAAAACUCUUGAUUGAUGUCAGAGUGUCAGACAGUCAGAGUAUGUUUCAUCAAAAUAAGAUAUUACAUGAAGAAUAGUGUACAUGAAAUCCGGGUCCAAUCCCA
Cuscuta europaea is the source of this 2604-nucleotide messenger RNA. NCBI's taxonomy places the organism in Eukaryota, Viridiplantae, Streptophyta, Magnoliopsida, Solanales, Convolvulaceae. The record is from the annotation of a GenBank genome assembly.